Messenger RNA from Paralichthys olivaceus (Japanese flounder), 2084 nucleotides. The record is from RefSeq and is a predicted model, not a curated record. NCBI's taxonomy places the organism in Eukaryota, Metazoa, Chordata, Actinopteri, Pleuronectiformes, Paralichthyidae.
UGGUGAGGAGGACCAGGCUUCAUCGUGGCUCUUCCCAGGCCGUUGAUUGGUGUUGUCUGGGCGGAUCGUAGCAUCUUGUGGCUCCGCCCUCGAUUAUCCAGCCUGCCCGCUGGAUGCUGCGCAGCGCGGUGAGGACACAGCGAAGCACCGAGAGCAGAGGCGUCCAGCCCGGAUCUGGAGCCCGGAUUACUGUCGUUGUAUAGCGGCAAAUACCUUCGCUCCAGCUGCACACGCUGCAAACCUCUGCACCGGGUCGAUCAACGGGAAGAGCCGCGCAGAGAGGGGACCCGAGAAGAGGAGGUUCCCGAGACGGUGAGAAGUUUGUACGCGGAGUUUCUGGAGUAGUUGGCGGACUGAAGCUAGCCUCUGUGCCCGCUGCGCCUCCCUCCUGCCCCGGCCAGCCUGCCGCGAGUUAGCCCGCUGUCCCCGCUCCUUCCUCCAUCCAGCUGCGCGGGGGGAUCAUGGCGCUCAGAGCCCGGGCGCUGUACGACUUCAACUCGGAAAACCCCGGGGAGGUGUCGGUGAAGGAGAACGAGAUCGUCACCCUGUACAGCGAGCAGGACAUCGAGGGCUGGCUCGAGGGGGUGAACAGCAAAGGGGAGAGGGGACUGAUCCCCGCGUCCUACGUGGAGAUCGUGAGGAGCGACGCCGCCUCCACGUCCAACAACAACAGCUGCAGCACAUCUGGGGACACUUACCCGGACUCCAGAUACGCCAACAUCCCACCCGGAGGCUUCGACGGCUCUCUGAGUCCUCCGAAUAAAAUCGAGAACUUUUCCAAACCGUCUCCUCCAGGUCUCGCCACAUACACCAAAUCUCCUCCGCUGCCACAACAGCCUCCACAGCAGCAGCAGCAGCAGAAGCAGCAGCAGCAGCAGCACACCUAUCAGUCCCCCAGCCAAGUGAGCGACGAUGACUGGGAUGAUGACUGGGAUGACAGCUCCACCGUGGCGGAUGAACCAGGGACUGUGGGAGGACGGUACCAUGACUUUGAAGGCAACGGGCCAUCCACCUACAGAGUGUCAACAUCCUCCAUGUCCAGAGGCAAUGCACAGCAGGCCAAGAGCUCAGCCACCGUCAGCAGAAAUCUGAACAGGUUCUCAACCUUCGUCAAGUCUGGAGGAGAGGCCUUUGUGCUGGGAGAGGCGUCAGGCUUCGUGAAGGACGGGGAUAAGAUCUGUGUGGUGAUGGGUCAGUAUGGUCCCGAGUGGCAGGAGAACCCGUAUCCCUUCUCGUGCACAAUCGACGACCCCACCAAACAGACCAAGUUCAAGGGCAUGAAAAGCUACAUCUCCUACAAGCUGACCCCCACCCACACCCAGACCCAGGUGAACAGGAGGUACAAGCACUUUGACUGGCUGUACGCCCGCCUGGUGGAGAAGUUCCCCGUCAUCUCAGUGCCACACAUCCCCGAGAAGCAGGCCACGGGCCGCUUUGAGGAGGACUUUAUCUCCAAGAGGAGGAAAGGCCUCAUGUGGUGGAUGAACCACAUGACCAGCCACCCAGUCCUGGCCAAGUGUGAUGUCUUCCAGCACUUCCUCACCUGCAACAGCACGGAUGAGAAGGCCUGGAAGCAGGGGAAGAGGAAGGCAGAGAAGGAUGAGAUGGUGGGGGCCAACUUCUUCCUCACCAUCAGCACCCCAGCGGCUCCGCUUGACUUUCAGGAGGUCGAGAGCAAAAUAGAUGGAUUCAAGACGUUCACCAAGAGGAUGGACGACAGCACCUUGCAGCUCAAUGCCACAAUCAACGAGUUCGCCCGCAAGCAGAUCAGUGGCUUUAAGAAGGAGUAUCAGAAAGUGGGGAUGUCGCUCAAGGUCCUCAGCCAGGCUUUUGAAAUGGACCAGCAGGCGUACUCAGCAGGACUCAACCAGGCCAUCUCCUUCACUGGAGACACGUAUGACGCCAUCGGAGAGUAUUUUGCUGAGCAGCCCAGCAAAGAUCUUGACCCUAUCAUGGAUUUGUUUGCUCUUUACCAAGGACACUUGGCAAACUACCCCGACAUCAUCCAUGUCCAGAAAGGUAAAGUAAAGACACUGUCAAAUACACAGAACACACGUGUCCCUGACAUGUUUAUAUUUUUGUAA